This is a messenger RNA of Caenorhabditis auriculariae, 2991 nucleotides long. NCBI's taxonomy places the organism in Eukaryota, Metazoa, Nematoda, Chromadorea, Rhabditida, Rhabditidae. The record is from the annotation of a GenBank genome assembly.
AUGGGCACGAAAAAACCCAAUAUUUCUACUCGCAAUGAAAUCAAAAUUAUAACUCCCAGAGAUAAAACGACUGCUAAACACAGUAGCACAUUUGAUAUCGCUCAGAAAACCUCGUCUGAUCAUCAACGAAAAUCUGAAAACGUUGGAGCGAACCCGCAUACACCAUCAAAAAAUGCGAACAAAGAACUUUUUCACGUUGAGCACGCAGGUCUUCACGAGCGCCCGGAACGGUACAAAACUUCGACUCAGUCAGAAGAAAGCUUCGUAUUGACCACCGGUUCUGCUGAACAUCAUGAGGACCAAAAUCACGCCGAAAUUGACCAUUCCGAGAAGGCCGAAGCUGAAGAAGAACAUCAUGAAGUUUCGGCUCAGCCAGCAGAAAGCUCUGUGCUGAACACUGGCUCUGAUGAACCUCACGAGGACCACGACCACGCCGAAGUUGACCAUUCCGAGAAGGCCGGAGCUGAAGAAGAACAUCACGAAGUUUCGGCUCAGCCAGCAGAAAGCUCCGUGCUGAACACUGGCUCUGAUGAACCUCAUGCGGACCAUGGACACGCCGAGAAUGAUCAUUCCGAGAAGGCCGAAGCUGAAGAACAACAUCACGGAUUUUCGGCUCAGCCAGCAGAAAGCUCCGUGCUGAACACUGGCUCUGAUGAACCUCAUGAGGACCACGAUCACGCCGAAGUUGACCAUUCCGAGAAGGCCGGAGCUGAAGAAGAACAUCAUGAAGUUCCAGUUCAGCCAGCAGAAAGCUCUGUGCUGAACACUCGUUCUGCUGAACCCCAUGAGGACCACGACCACGCCGAAGUGGACCAUUCCGAGAAGGCCGAAGCUGAAAAAGAACAUUAUGAAGUUUCGGCUCAGCCAGCAGAAAGCUCCUUGCCGAACACUGGCUCUGAUGAACCUCACGAGGACCACGACCACGCCGAAGUUGAACAAUCCGAGAAGGCCGAAGCUGAAGAAGAACAUCACGAAGUUUCGGCUCAGCCAGCAGAAAGCUCCGUGCUGAACACUGGCUCUGAUGAACCUCAUGAGGACCACGAUCACGCCGAAGUUGACCAUUCCGAGAAGGCCGGAGCUGAAGAACAACAUCACGAAGUUUCGGCUCAGCCAGCAGAAAGCUCCGUGCUGAACACUGGCUCAGAUGAACCUCAUGCGGACCACGACCACGCCGAAGGUGACCAUUCCAUGAAGGCCGAAGCUGAAGAAGAACAUCAUGAAGUUUCGGCUCAGCCAGCAGAAAGCUCUAUGCCGAUCACUGGCUCUGAUGAACCUCAGGAGGACCGCGACCACGCCGAAGUUGAACAUUCUGAGAAGGUCGAAGCUGAGAAAGAACAUCACGAAGUUUCGGCUGAGCCAGCAGAAACCUCCUUGCCGAACACUGGCUCUGAUGAACCUCACGAGGACCGCGACCACGCCGAAGUUGAACAUUCCGAGAAGGUCGAAGCUGAAAAAGAACAUCACGAAGUUUCGGCUCAGCCAGCAGAAAGCUCCGUGCUGAACACUGGCUCAGAUGAACCUCAUGCGGACCAUGGACACGCCGAGAAUGAUCAUUCCGAGAAGGCCGGAGCUGAAGAACAACAUCAUGAAGUUUCGGUUCAGCCAGCAGAAAGCUCCGUGCUGAACACUGGCUCUGAUGAACCUCACGAGGACCACGACCACGCCGAAGUUGAACAUUCCGAGAAGGCCGAAGCUGAAGAAGAACAUCACGAAGUUUCGGCUCAGCCAGCAGAAAGCUCUGUGCUGAACACAGGUUCUGAUGAACCUCAUGCGGACCAUGAACACGCCGAGAAUGAUCAUUCCGAGAAGGCCGGAGCUGAAGAAGAACAUCACGAAGUUUCGGCUCAGCCAGCAGAAAGCUCCGUGCUGAACACUGGCUCUGAUGAACCUCACGAGGACCACGACCACGCCGAAGUUGAACAUUCCGAGAAGGCCGAAGCUGAAGAAGAACAUCACGAAGUUUCGGCUCAGCCAGCAGAAAGCUCUGUGCUGAACACAGGUUCUGAUGAACCUCAUGCGGACCAUGAACACGCCGAGAAUGAUCAUUCCGAGAAGGCCGGAGCUGAAGAAGAACAUCAUGAAGUUUCGGCUCAGCCAGCAGAAAGCUCCUUGCCGAUCACUGGCUCUGAUGAACCUCAGGAGGACCGCGACCACGCCGAAGUUGAACAUUCCGAGAAGGUCGAAGCUGAAAAAGAACAUCACGAAGUUUCGGCUCAGCCAGCAGAAAGCUCCGUGCUGAACACUGGCUCUGAUGAACCUCAUGAGGACCAUGAUCACGCUGAAAAUGACCAUUCCGAGAAGGCCGAAGCUGAAGAAGAACAUCAUGAAGUUUCGGCUCAGCGAGCAGAAAGCUCCGUGCUGAACACUGGCUCUGAUGAACCUCAUGAGGACCAUGAUCACGCUGAAAAUGACCAUUCCGAGAAGGCCGAAGCUGAAGAAGAACAUCAUGAAGUUUCGGCUCAGCGAGCAGAAAGCUCCGUGCUGAACACUGGCUCUGAUGAACCUCAUGAGGACCAUGACCACGCCGAGAAUGUUCAUUCCGAGAAGGCCGGAGCUGAAAAAGAACAACACGAAGUUUCGGCUCAGCCAGCAGAAAGCUCCGUGCUGAACACUGGCUCAGAUGAACCUCAUGCGGACCAUGGACACGCCGAGAAUGAUCAUUCCGAGAAGGCCGGAGCUGAAGAAGAACAUCACGAAGUUUCGGCUCAGCCAGCAGAAAGCUCCGUGCUGAACACUGGCUCUGAUGAACCUCAUGAGGACCACGAUCACGCCGAAGUUGACCAUUCCGAGAAGGCCGGAGCUGAAGAAGAACAUCACGAAGUUUCGGCUCAGCCAGCAGAAAGCUCCGUGCUGAACACUGGCUCUGAUGAACCUCAUGAGGACCACGAUCACGCCGAAGUUGACCAUUCCGAGAAGGCCGGAGCUGAAGAACAACAUCAUGAAGUUUCGGUUCAGCCAGCAGAAAAGCUCCGUGCUGAACACAGGUUCUGA